Crotalus tigris (Tiger rattlesnake) is the source of this 1374-nucleotide messenger RNA. RefSeq names its product tetratricopeptide repeat protein 5-like. The coding region runs from base 121 to 831 and encodes 236 amino acids. The transcript is spliced from 5 exons. The record is from RefSeq and is a predicted model, not a curated record. NCBI's taxonomy places the organism in Eukaryota, Metazoa, Chordata, Lepidosauria, Squamata, Viperidae. Gene Ontology annotation, molecular function: protein binding.
CCGCUACGUCUGAACUGCUCCGAGUCCUCCCAGCCUUUAGAGGCCUCUACCUCCCUCCGUGCUUGCAAGAAUGAGAGAGCGAGAGAGAGAGCAGGAAAGGGAGGGGAGGCUGCAGCUAUCAUGGCCGAGGACGAAGAAGAAAACUCGCAAGGUCGGCAACGUCUGCAGGAAUUGGUUGACCACCUGUAUCAUUUCCGAGAUCAUUAUUUUGAGAACCACAGUGUGGAAGAUGCUGGAAAAAAACGACAGGAUGUUCAGGAAGAGAUGGAGAAGACUCUUCAAAAAAUGGAAGCCAUAGGUGGCUUAUCAGAAGGGCGAGCGUACACACUGAUGCUUAAAGGGAAAGCUUUGAAUGUAUCAACAGACUAUAAUGCCCAGUCUGAAGAAUUGCUCUCCAAAGCGGUCAAGCUGGACCCGGAAUUGGUGGAGGCGUGGAAUCAAUUAGGCGAGGUUUAUUGGAAAAAGGGAGAUGUCUCUGCUGCCCACACCUGCUUCUCUGGAGCACUCAGCCAUCGUAAGAACAAAGUCUCCUUGCAGAACCUCUCCAUGGUGUUACGGCAGCUGCGCACCAGUUCUCCUGAUGAACAUGCACAAAACGUGAUGGACAGCGUGCGGCAAGCCAAACUGGCGGUACAGAUGGAUGUGCGCGACGGACGCUCUUGGUAUGUGCUGGGCAAUGCCUACCUCUCCUUGUUCUUCAAUACGGGGCAGAACCCCAAGAUCUCCCAGCAAGCCCUGAGUGCCUAUGCUCAAGCAGUAGGUGCUGGAGGGGACCCGAGACACAGCUGUGGUAUGGGGAGGAAGGGAUGGUUGUUCAAGUUAAACCUCUAGAGUAAUUUCUAGAAUAACGACCCCCAAUUCCGGCUUUGUGGACCGGCGGGGAGAGAGAAUGGUUAUGACAAUAAAGGUUAUCUUAUCUUACAUGCGCGCAGCUCGGCCGCAGCUUUUGCCUUCUGGUUCUGAACAGGCUGCGGCCCAGAAGUGGGCCACUGCCCGGUGAUUGGGGACCCCGUUCUAGAGACGCAGGUGAGAAGAGUACGUUUGUGGCAGUAGUCAGUGUGGUUAUUGGAAGACUUGAGCUCCUAUUUUGAUUUAGAUCCAGAAUACGCUACAGGUAGACCGUGACUUACGACCAUAAUUCAGCCUGAAGUUACAGUUGGAAAUCAUAUUGGUUGUUAAGCGGGUCACCACGUGACCACACCGGAUGUCGCAACUUUUUUGUGGUGGUAGUUAACUGAAUGCCGUGAUCUUUAAAUGAGAGCCAUGAUGGCACAUUGGUUAGAAUGCAGUAUUUCAGGCUAACUCUACCCACUGCCAGGAGUUCGAUCCUGACCGGCUCAAGGUUGACCCAUCCUUCCAUCCUUCCGAAGUCGG